Messenger RNA from Sphaeramia orbicularis (orbiculate cardinalfish), 1111 nucleotides. RefSeq names its product tRNA-yW synthesizing protein 5 (gene tyw5). Gene Ontology annotation, biological process: wybutosine biosynthetic process. Gene Ontology annotation, molecular function: tRNA binding. Lineage: Eukaryota; Metazoa; Chordata; Actinopteri; Kurtiformes; Apogonidae. Bases 66 to 1064 code for a protein of 332 amino acids. The record is from RefSeq and is a predicted model, not a curated record. The transcript has 8 exons.
CACGCUGAUGUUUAGGAGCUGUGAGGACAUGACAACCUGUAAUUCUCUACAAUAAAUUAUGACAAAUGGAGGUCCAGGAAAAAGUGCCCGUUCAGACGUUCAUGGGAGUUGACAGGGACGUGUUCCUACGAGACAUUUAUCCAAAGCGCAGACCAGCUGUGCUCAGAGGGGUGUGUCUGGGACCGUGUCUAGAUAAAUGGACCGCAGAGUAUCUGGUCCAGAAAGGAGGGGACAUGGAAGUGAAGGUUCAUGUGUCCACAGUGCCAGAGAUGGACUUCCUUCACAAAAACUUUGUGUACAAGACUCUGCCUUUCAGUGAGUUUGUAAAGAGGGCGUCUGAGAAGAAACACACAGAGUUCUUCUUGAGUGAGGAUGAGAGUUAUUAUCUACGAUCACUGGGAGAGGAUGUCAGAAAGGAUCCUGCAGAUCUGCACAAACAGUUCCCCGGCUUGGCAGAGGAUUUUUACAUCCCACAGUUCUUUGAGUCAAAUCAGUUUUUCUCCAGUGUCUUCCGGAUCAGCUCCUGUGGACUGCAGCUCUGGACACAUUAUGAUGUAAUGGAUAACCUACUGGCUCAGGUGACAGGCACGAAGAGAGUGGUCCUCUACAGCCCCCAAGAUGCAUUGCACCUCUACUUGUCAGGUGAUAAAUCAGAGGUCCUGAACAUCGACUCACCAGAUCUAGAUCAGUAUCCUGAGUUUAUGAAGGCAAAGAGAUACGAGUGUGUGUUAGAGCCUGGAGACCUGCUUUUUAUACCAGCCCUGUGGUUCCAUAACACUCUGGCGCUGCAGUUUGGUGUGGGAGUGAAUGUGUUCUGGCGCCAUCUACCUGCAGACAGUUACGACAAGAGGGACCCCUACGGUAACAAAGACCCCUUGGCUGCGACUCGAGCCCUUCAGGCUUUAGAACGAGCACUGCACACUCUGGACGAACUUCCGCCUGAAUAUCGGGACUUCUACGGCCGCAGGAUGAUUCAGCGCAUCCAAAAGCGGACACACUGUGACAUGAACGCACAUGAACAAAGCACUAGCACGUUACCCAGCUCAGACACCAAACCUGGAUGAGUCUACAGAUGGAAUAUGUAGCAACUAAUAAAAACCUCUGUGGUGGA